AUGAUACACAUAUGAUCGAUCAAUUCCAGCUGUUUAACAUUAUUGGAUGGAUUCUACCAAGAAGAGAGCAACAAACCCAGUUCCUCCUCCGGAAGUCUGGCUCGGAGGCUCUUCUCAGAAUACAAGAAAUCAUUCUUCAGUAUUAAUGUUGAAAAUCAUGACCGUGUUCCGGGACUGGCAUUCAAGAAUAGGGCUCCUUACAUAGAGGUGAAGGAAUUGGAGCUUCAAAGACUGGCAUCCCUUGAUACACAGUUGCAGUUUUAUCAGGAAGUCAGGAUUAAGACUGCAAUAUUUAUGGGGUGCAAGAGCGGAGAGAUAGAGCUUGGCAUGUCCAAUGUGCCUCAAAAAAACAUGGAAAUGGAGUUGAGGAGCUGGUUCCCAGAAGAGUUAAUUUCCCAUCAACAGCCUCAGUUCAAAGAGCUUCCUCAGCCUCCUCCUUCAAUCGACCAAAACCGGCCUUCAUCAUCUUCGUCGUCACUGAGAUCCCUAUCCGUAGACAGCCCAGACUCCUCCUCUCUUUUCUACACCUUCCCAAGCUCUUCCUGCAUUAAUCCGGAGACCCUCAAAGAGGCUUCCAUUGAGCAAGUGGUCUUAAGACCCUUAUCAACCACAACCACUGUCACUACUCCAAGGCAUACCUUCUUUGGACAAACCCAAAACAAUCGAUUCCCGAUAGCAGAGAGCGAAGAAUCCGCAAUUACAAGGGCUAUUCUCGCCGUCAUAUCUUCUCCUUCUUCCGCUUCAUCAUCAGUACUGCCUCAAGGAGUAUCCCAACCGAAUUUUCCGUGUUACAGCCCUUACCCGCGGGAGCAGCAGAACGCUGCAGCCAGUGCUUUCAAAAAAUAUUCCUCGGCUUUAGCUUCAACUAUUUCUCGAAUGAAAGCCAAUUUGCAGCAGCAAAGCAUGCUCAAGCGAGCCAUUUCAUACUUCAGAAGCUUACAUUUGCAGCGAACUCAGCAGGGGCAAGCGCAAGGAAGCCGCCCCACAUCCACACAAUUGCAUCAUAUGAUAGCGGAGCGGAGAAGAAGGGAGAAGUUGAAUGAAAGCUUUCAGGCUUUGAGAUCACUAUUGCCUCCUGGAUCUAAGAGAGACAAAGCUUCCGUGCUUGCAAGUACCAGAGAAUACUUGAGCUCGUUACAGGCUCAAGUUUCAGAGCUCAAUCAAAGAAAUGAGCAAUUGGAAACGCUGAUUUUGCGGGAAAAAGAAGCAGCGGAAGAUGUCUUUGGUGCUUCAAGCCGAAGAUUUGAUAUUCAGAUUACGAAUGCUGAGUCAACAUCGGAGGAGAGGAUUAGGGCUAUCAUGUUGCAUGUGACCGUAAGAGGAGAAUGCCCUAUGUUGGACGUGACAAUUCGGAUACUGGAAUUCUUGAAGCAGGCCAAUAACAUAGGCGUGGUGUCCAUGGAAGCUGAUAGCCAGAUGGUGGAACUAGGUUUUCUUAAUCGCCUAAGCUUGAGAUUGAGAAUCGAGGGGAAUGGAUGGAACGAGUCUGCCUUCCGAGAAGCUGUGAGAAGGGUUCUUGCAGAUUUGGGACUGUGACUAACUGCCCCAAUUAAUCCGCCCAGGAAGAUUCGUCCAUAUACAUAUAUAGGUAGAUAGGUAGAAGGAUGCAUUUUGAUGUAGCGACCAUUAACAUCUACAGCAGCAUCGAGAAAUUAUUAAGUGCACUGCGUGCAUACAUAGAAUUAAUCAUUUGGAUCCAUGUAAAGGGAGCUUUCCUGAUUUGGUGAUAACCUUUGUAGUAGGGGUCUACCUUUGAUAUACAUAUUUAUUUUCUGGUGCGCCACUUAGCCCAGUGCAUCUAAUAUUUUCUCACGGAACAACA
This is a messenger RNA of Malania oleifera, 1822 nucleotides long. Its product is annotated as putative transcription factor bHLH041. The transcript has 7 exons. The record is from RefSeq and is a predicted model, not a curated record. Gene Ontology annotation, molecular function: protein dimerization activity. NCBI's taxonomy places the organism in Eukaryota, Viridiplantae, Streptophyta, Magnoliopsida, Santalales, Ximeniaceae.